ACUGGCACUACAUCAACCUUCAGCCUGAUUAGUGAACGAUUCCACGUUGAACAAUGUCAGCGAUGAUGCUGAGCUGCGUCUUCCCAAUACCGUCAGAGAUAACAGAACGCGCUCUUGCACUUUGCCACCCUCGCGACGUUGCGUCAUUCUCGCAGACCUGCCGGAAAGCACAUCGCCUGGUUUAUAGGAGCCCAGAUCCGUAUCUGUGGCGCCAACUAUUCCUUCUGUUUCCCUUCGAUGACCCUCGGCAGAUGGAGUCCGUAUUUUUGGGAGAUAGUCAUUUCAACUGGAGGAAGGAGCUACUCCGGCGAAUGGAAGCACAAUUAAUCGCCUGUCGCAAAAAUUCAAAACUUGAAGACCUCUUGAGGGCCAUCGAUACCUUUGUUUCUGUGGUACGCACUGCAGCUCCUGUCGCAAUGGGGCAUGAACGUGUCUCAUCCCCGAAUUUAUUGUGGGUCGUUGACGUGUUGCAAUCCACAAACAUGCUUCGCUCUCCAUUAAUUGCCUCAGAAGAGGGUAAUCAAUCGCUGGCUCGCUUGCGCUCAUACCUUGCGCUGACAUUGGAUGAGUACGACGAAGACGACGACGAAGGGAAGGAAAGGUUGAAAUUAAUAUGGAUGAGGAGUCGCUAUCAAGUUUAUGACCUACGGAAUUACCAUCAAGGAAAUGCAUGGGGCCCAUUCACCACAUCAGGAGAAGUGGAUUGGACUCACAUAGAGUCGAUUAUCAACGUUAUUUCAUUGAACCUUUAUGACCGUCCAUCUCUAUGGCCGGAUGCAAGACCGCGUUGUGGGCUCGAAGCUACUCGAGCAUAUUCGGCACCUGGCACCACAGCACGAGCAACAGGUGAUUGGGCUGGUGUUGAAGGUCACUGGAGGAGAUAUGUCUGCUUCAUGGAUAUUCGAGACCUGUUUGCACUCAAUUAUGACAACGGAGGACGCGGACUGCAGGAUAGCACCUACUUUGACAAUUUAAAUUUCCCAGAUGCGGCGCGCCUCAUUGAGCUCAAACUGACGCUCAUUGACGCUCAGGCAAUACCUGACAUCUACACACUCGACCGCUUCCCUAAUUCCCCGUACGAGCACUAUCCGACCUUGUACUUCACUGGAUCAUCUUGGGGUAUGCCAGGUAAUGAGGCGACUGUCAUAGGCUCUGUGACCAUGUCGGAAAGUGGUGUGGUACGAUGGCGAUUUGCAUCUGUAUCCGAUUCGUGCAUUAAGUGGAGUUCCGAAGGGAUACAAAUCGGCAGCAUCGCCAGUGCGUUUGGAGUAAUAGGAACGUGGACAGGGGUUCAUCAUGAUCGUGCUGAUCCUGUUGGUCCUUUUUGGCUUUACAAAGUAGAGGAUGAUCACCCUAGUUAUAUGCGAGUGCACACUUGAGUCAACGCUGGAACCAUUUCAUGAUCGUAACGUUGGCUGACAGACGCUGUUUUCUUGUGGACAACUUGUUUUGAAUAUUGCUCUCGUUACUUGUAUUUAUACCCUGUAGAACGUCGUUCCAUGCUGUGAAUUAGUUACUUCUAUCGCGUCACGUUGUCCAAUCACGUUUGCUUAUGUUAUCGGUUGACAGAAC
Molecule: messenger RNA, 1572 nt
Organism: Suillus paluster
Lineage: Eukaryota; Fungi; Basidiomycota; Agaricomycetes; Boletales; Suillaceae
Exons: 8
Coding region: 54-1379 (441 amino acids)
Molecular function (GO): protein binding
Source: RefSeq, a predicted model, not a curated record